Stylonychia lemnae is the source of this 2073-nucleotide messenger RNA. NCBI's taxonomy places the organism in Eukaryota, Ciliophora, Spirotrichea, Sporadotrichida, Oxytrichidae. The record is from the annotation of a GenBank genome assembly.
AUGUUAAAAAGUUAGUCGCACUCAGCUCUUCUUGACUCAACUACCUUUAAUAAGUAGUCCAAUUCGAGAUUGAGAAAAGAUUCAAAUGUAACUGCAUCUUCAUCAUACUUGAAAUUACCGAAUAUUGAGACUUCUCCAGAGUAUAAAACAGUAAAGGAGCUAAAAUAGCACUGGAAUGUUUCAACUAAUUUACCGACUUUGUGCUUGAAUAAGGGUUGGAUGAACCCUAUAAAGACCUAUCAAUCUGAGCAAUCAAGAGAAUUGGCUCUCACAGUUGAUAAUCAAAACUCUACUACAAUCACUCAAUCUAAAAGAAUAAAUGGUAGUUCUUUAAUCAACCCAAAUUCUAUUAUUUCGAAUGAAUACAAGAUGAAGGAAAAUCCAUUUAAGAUAUUCAAGGAGACUGAGAAACUUCUUUACAAUUACGAGAAUAUAAAGAGAGUCUAGGAAGAAAGUUAUAUUUCCCCUAUUUAAGUUCCUUUAUAGCUUAAAAGCCAUAAAAAUCGAGAGGGAAUUGUGAGGGAUAUUAAUGACAUUGAACCUUUAAAUUAGCCUGUUCGACUUUAAAACAAAAAAAAGCGCAUGCUGAAAAGCUAAUCAGCUGCAACUCUUCAUAAUAACUAGAAUAAUCCUAAUAGCACAGCUAUAGCUGUAAUAGAUAAAACUUUAGAUAACUCCAAUGCACAAUUAACUUUUCAAGAUAUGAUUGAUAAGUUUGAUUAGCAAAGUAUGUUCUCUAAAAAGACAAAACUAAGUUCUAAGUUAGCUGCUCUUGACAUUCUUCGUAGAAAUAAUCAAUUCAGUGAAACACCCAAAGAGUUUGUAACGCUUACCAGAGAUAUACUAAGGUCUAACAUGUCAAUUUAGAAUAUUAAUGAGGAGUCAGAGCGUCUUAAGGACUAUAUCAUUAUGGAGUAGGAGAAAAUAAGAGAGGCUAAGCAUCAAUUUGAUGAAGAUUGCCAGAGAUUUCAUGAUUAUUUGGAGCAAAUAAAUUUCAAGAAUUCUGAGUUAAAUGGCGAGCAAGAGAAACUUAAAAAAGAAAAAAACGGCUUAUCUAAAGAGAUAGACGAUAUUAGCUCUCAAAUCAAAGAAAUUAAGAAUGACCUUAAGAAAGUUGAUACAUAGUUAACUGAUUAUAAAGAACUUAAGAGUUUUGUUAAGCAAGUUCUGAAGCAAACUUCCAAGGAUGAGAAAAAGCCCACCAGCAGCAUAAAUGAUGAAAUGAAUGUAUCUGAUGAAGAACCUGAGGACCAGAGUAGCGUCUUUAUUACUAAAACUAAGAGAGCUGAUAAAGCUGGAAAGCCCUAAAAAGUAGUUGAUGAGGAUUUACCUAUAAACACUAAAUAAUUCAAAAAGCUGAUCAUGCACCUUAAAAAAGAGAAUUUAUUCAUAAUAGAAAAUAUUAAUGAAGAGGAAAAACUUCUUGAAAAGCAGGUUAAAGACACAAAUUCGGUAAUUGAGUAGAAAGAAUUAGAUUUAAAGCUAUAUGAGGAAAAUUUGAUAAGGCUUGAAAAUUAAUUAAAGAAUAAGAAGGACAGGUAAACAUACUUCGAAUAAAAAACAGCCAGUAACAACAAAAAUUAGAAUCAAACGAAAUAACAAAAGCAGUAGCAGAUCUCUGAUAUGAAUAGAUUGUAUGAAGCUAUAUACAAGAUAUGCCAGAUCAUUGAACCAGGCAAAGAUAACAACAAAGACUCAGUUAAAUAACUUGAAUAGAUUGAAAAUAGGUUGAAUUAUCUUUUGGAAGCUCGAGAAUAUAUAGUUAACAACACAGAUCAAAGACCUGAAGUAUAAAAGCGUAUUUAAGAAGUCUAUGAUUGCGAAAGAAGACUUGAUAUUUAAAGGAGAAAUUUAAAGGUGGAGAGGCUUAAGAAGGCUGAGAGAGAUUAGAUACUUCAAUAGCAAAUAAAGAAUGAUGAGAGAGCUAGAAAGAACAUGGAGAAAAAAAUUAAUAAUACUGCUCGCAAAAUUAUGACAAGAAGUAGCAAGCCAGACCCAGAGAGAAAAGAAGUCGAAAAGGUUCAGCUCACUCAGGAGCAGUAGGACUAUAUAAAGUAUGUUGUCAAAGAUUGA